GUUAAAAAGAGAAAACGAGAAAAACUGCAUAUAAAAAAGGUUUUUCUUCGUUUUUAAUAAAAUAUUUCGAUAUUUUAUUACAACUAAAUAUUUGCAUUACAAAUUUCAUUGUUUAUACUUUUCAUAUACAUUUGUAGAACGUAGUUUUGUUAAAAAUUAACGCGAAUAAAAAGUGAUUAUUAAAUUUGUAGAAAACUGCUCGCAUUACUUUUCAGUGGGGCUGAGUAGUAGAAAAGAAGUUGAAAGAAAACAUGAAGAUGGCUGACGGCACAACCAUUGUACGUAGAAAUAGACCAGGAACUAAGGCGAAGGACUUUUGUCGUUGGCCCGAUGAGCCCUUAGAGGAAAUGGACAGCACAUUGGCUGUACAACAGUAUAUACAGCAAUUGAUUAAAAGGGAUCCCUCAAAUGUGGAACUUAUAUUAACUAUGCCAGAGGCUCAAGAUGAGGGUGUUUGGAAGUAUGAACAUUUAAGACAAUUUUGCAUGGAAUUAAAUGGUCUUGCUGUACGUUUGCAAAAACAAUGUUCUCCCUCUACUUGCACCCAAAUGACUGCCACCGAUCAAUGGAUAUUUUUAUGUGCUGCUCAUAAAACACCAAAAGAAUGUCCUGCCAUUGAUUAUACCCGUCAUACAUUAGAUGGCGCAGCUUGUCUACUCAAUAGCAAUAAAUAUUUUCCAAGUCGAGUUUCAAUAAAAGAAUCCUCGGUAACUAAAUUGGGUUCGGUGUGUCGUCGUGUCUAUAGAAUUUUUUCUCAUGCUUAUUUUCAUCAUCGGCGUAUAUUUGAUGAAUUCGAAGCAGAGACUUAUCUCUGUCAUCGGUUUACACAUUUCGUAACAAAAUACAAUCUCAUGUCAAAGGAAAAUCUAAUUGUACCCAUCAAUGAAGAGGCUGAAAAUGCAGCGCCUGGCGAAAGCGAAGCCUAAAAAUAAUUCGAAUAUUUUUUGGAAUAAUUUCAAUAUAAAAAAACAAACAACAAAAUUAAACAGCUUAAAGGAUAAAAACAAUAAUAGAAAGGUAAAUUAUAUGAAGCGCUGGAGCGCCUUAAGCAACAGUUGAAAAAAAAAAAAAAAACAAAGAAAAACAAAAACACUGCAAAUGAAAUGUAGAAGUAUUUAUUAAUGAAAAGAAAAUCACACUAUACAACACACAAAUCUACAAAAUAAAAUCAUUGUAAGAGAUUCAUAAAUUAAAUAAAAUAAAUAAUAAACACCAACCAAUAUAAAAAAACAAACUCUCUCCCCUAUUAUUAAAACUAUUAUAUAAACAUAAAAAUUGCAAAAAAAAAAGAAAAACAUCAAGUAAUCAAGUGUAUUUAAAAACACACAAAAAGGAAAGGGAAUCGUCGUCAUAUAGAGCGCUAAAAAGAACUCAAUAUAUUUAAUUAAAAUAAUUUCACAACUAAUAAACCAAUAAACAAUUCCUUUAUAAUAAAACUCUAAUAAUAAAGUAAAAAAUAAAAAAAAAAAAUAAAUUAUAUAAAAAAAUAAUUGAAAAAAAAUUAAAUAUUUAUUUCAUCCCCAUGCCAUUUCAAUAGUUAGUUCUUUACUAAGUCAAAAAAAUUUUUCAUUUCAUUCUUUAUAUUUCUAGUAAUAUGUACAAAACAUAUUCAAUUUUUAUGAAAAACAUCAAAAUUCUCUUUAAAUUUGACAAUUUUAAAACUAACGCUUUUUUUUUAAAUGCAAUUUAGUAUAUUUCAUUAUCUUUUUUAAGAGUAUAGAGUAUAAAUAUAUAAUUUAAUUAUAUAAAUUUCAUUAAUCCCAAUCACAUAUAAUAUUGUAAAAUCUCAUAAUUAACAUCCCCCCCGUAUAAUUAUUUGGAAGAAAAAACUUAAGAACAAAUUACAAAAUUUGACAAACAUUUAAAACAAACUGUAUGCUAAAAUAAAAUUAAAAAAAACAACAACAACAAAAA
Messenger RNA from Lucilia cuprina (Australian sheep blowfly), 1914 nucleotides. RefSeq names its product MOB kinase activator-like 4 (gene Mob4). The record is from RefSeq and is a predicted model, not a curated record. NCBI's taxonomy places the organism in Eukaryota, Metazoa, Arthropoda, Insecta, Diptera, Calliphoridae. Gene Ontology annotation, cellular component: cytoplasm. The coding region runs from base 252 to 926 and encodes 224 amino acids. The transcript has 4 exons.